UAAAUCUAAAAUUCCUCACAAAUGGAUUUCUACACAAGACCGUGACUCAAAACCAAAAGAUCUUUCUCAGUACUACCCAUCUCUCACUAAGAUCGAAAAGAUCCUUUUAAAAUUUCGGUCUAAAAGGCUAAAAGAGCGGCUUUGGCUUAUAGGCAAAGAAUGGAAACAUGAUCUAAAUAUUAUUGAAAAAAUUGUCAAAGACAUUUCAUAUCCUUCUUGUAUAAACUCACCAAAUUAG
Funneliformis geosporum is the source of this 238-nucleotide messenger RNA. NCBI's taxonomy places the organism in Eukaryota, Fungi, Glomeromycota, Glomeromycetes, Glomerales, Glomeraceae. The record is from the annotation of a GenBank genome assembly.